Molecule: messenger RNA, 1388 nt
Organism: Camarhynchus parvulus
Lineage: Eukaryota; Metazoa; Chordata; Aves; Passeriformes; Thraupidae
Gene: ACKR5
Product: G protein-coupled receptor 182
Exons: 2
Coding region: 63-1157 (364 amino acids)
Biological process (GO): G protein-coupled receptor signaling pathway
Cellular component (GO): membrane
Molecular function (GO): G protein-coupled receptor activity
Source: RefSeq, a predicted model, not a curated record
GCUGCCGAGCCGAGAGGAUCCCCCCGCCCCCGAGCAGCCCUCGCUCAGCCGCAGCCACCAGGAUGGCCGAGGUGACCACUGUCCCCAUGGAGACACGCACUGUCCCGAGUGAGUACAGCGACUACCACAACCUGUCCGAGCUGUUCUACCUCCUGAACCACACCUACACCUACUGCGAGUUCAGCCUGGACGAGAACAUCAAACGAGUGGUUCUCUUCAUCCUCUACCUGGUCAUCUUCGUGGUGGGCUUGGUGGAGAACCUCCUCGUCAUCUGGGUCAACUGGCAGACACGGGGCACCAAGAGCUUGGUCAACCUGUACAUCAUCAACAUGGCCAUCGCUGACCUGGGCGUGCUGCUCUCGCUGCCCAUCUGGAUGCUGGAGGUGAUGCUGGAUUACACCUGGCUCUGGGGCAGCUUCCUCUGCCGCUUCACCCACUACUUCUACUUCGCCAACAUGUACGCCAGCAUCUUCUUCCUCACCUGCCUGAGCGUGGAUCGCUACGUGACCCUGACCAGCUCCUCCCUCUUCUGGCAGCGGCACCAGCACCGCACACGCCACGCUGUCUGCGCCUGCUGCUGGGUCCUGGCCGCCGCCAUCCCCGUGCUGGAGGUGGCCCACAUGCAGCUGGUCAACACCGGGGAGCCCAUCUGCAUCUUCAUGGCUCCUUUUGAGACUUACGACGAGUGGGCGCUGGCGGUCAGCUUGGCCACCACCACCAUCGGCUUCCUCGUCCCCUUCCCCAUCAUCGCGGCGUUCAACGUGCUGACGGCGCGCUUCAUCCGGCGCGCCAAGCCCGAGAGCCGCAAGCACUGCCUGCUCAUCUACGCCUACAUCGGGGUGUUCCUGCUCAGCUGGCUGCCCUUCCACGUCGUUCUGACCCUGCUCACCCUCGAGGGCAACCACAUCAUCCUGCACUGCACCUUCGCCCACCUCCUCUACUUCUUCUACGACAUCAUCGACUGCUUCACGCUGCUGCACUGCGUCGUCAACCCCAUCCUCUACAACUUCCUCAGCAAGAAUUUCCGCAGCAAACUCAUCUCUGCCGUGGUCAAGUACAUCCCCAAGGACCACGGUGGCCAGAAGGGUGCUGGAAAUUCCUCCUCCAGCACGCAGCACUCCAUAGUCAUCGCGAAGGACAACAGCCCUCCCAACUAAUGAGGGUCAGACUCUCCUGGUGGCUCCCUGGGGACAGUGGGAUUGGUUUUCCUGCUGCUGAGGACAUGAUUUGCUUGGGCACAGCCCUUCUUGGCUGGGCACCUCCGUGGCAGCUUUGAGGAGAGCUGGGAGCUAUGGACAUCUUGCCCCUGGGGUGCCGUUGUGUUCAACAUAAAGGAAGGAUAAGAGAAAAUUAUAUUCCCUGUUUGAUAAGAACAUUAUAUUCCCUUG